Porites lobata is the source of this 4693-nucleotide messenger RNA. Lineage: Eukaryota; Metazoa; Cnidaria; Anthozoa; Scleractinia; Poritidae. The record is from the annotation of a GenBank genome assembly.
AUGAGGUAUGUCAUGGACUAUGCUCUUUCCACGGGCGAAUAAUAUUAAACUAACAAUAUAGACAGCUGGCUGUCCCAGGCACGAAUUAAUCAUUACCUGUGAAUCAACCAUAUUUUCGGUUUAUAAUUAUAAUUAUCAUUAUCAUUAUUAUUAUUAUCUAAUAUUAUAUUAUAAUGAUAUCAAUGCAUGUACAGCUUCAUAGAAUUUUCUCCUAAACAAGGAAUGACAAACCAGUUUCUUUGUGCUGAUCUUCAAACAGGACGCCUGUUAAUUUCCUCCUAGUCAACCUUGCCGUGGCAGACAUGGUUGUGGCCAUAUUUUUAACACCGCAGCUCCUGUCUUUCCACAUCAGUUUCACUCAUCCAGAUGGGUUGAUUGGUACAGUGUUGUGCAAACUUCUGACCACCGCAAACUUCACCUACGUUGGGGCUGGAGCAUCAGUUUUUACUUUGAUUUGCAUAUCGGUGGAACGUUACUUUAAUGUGUUGUAUCCUCAUGGAGCCAAAGGCAGGCUAACUAAGCGCAAACUCAAGGUAUAGUACAUAAUUUGUAAAAACUGAAAUGCCCUAGUAUCUCAUUGAAAUUAUAAUUGGGUUUUAAAUGCCCUGUCCAAUAAAUGUCCCACCUGUAAAAAUUGCCCACUCCCCCUUGAAAUGUUUGGAAAGCAGCUGUAAACAAGAUGAGUUUCCAGUUAGCAUCACAGAUUUAAACAGUGAUGAGGUUGAUGAAGGCAACUUAGUUCUGAUUGAAGAUGAUUUGAACAUUGACAUUAAAAGCUUAUACAAUUACCCUUUUUAAUCUUUUAAUUUCCGUACACGUUCCACAGUUACUUUAUAGUAUGUUUAUAAAAGUUAAAUAUAGGCCUCUCUGAUAUUAAGCGCUUAACGCUGACUGAGGAAUUGAUACUUCUGCAUGUCUAAAGAGUGAAAAUAGGCACCAAAUCAAAGUGAGAUGUCACAACACUGGCAGUAAUAAUGUCCACGUUUGCACGCAGAUACAAGACUUGUUAUAGUGUGUUUGCAAAAAAAUCAGCGAUUUUUCGUGUUUAUUGUAAAAUUUGCGAUUUCUUGCAUGGUUGGCGAUUUUUCGAGUUUACUUUAAAAUCUGUGAUUAUGAGCAAAUGUUCUUUAUUUUUACAUGUACAAAGCCAGUUGAGAAUUUUACAAACGUUGCGAAACUUCUUUGUCAUGUUAUGAUCAAUUAAGUCGAAUGGUCCGAAUGCUGGAUGCAUGUCCGAACAAGAUCCGAAUUCUCUCGAACAAUAAGCUUUUAUAGCACAAACGUGUUUACCCGUGUUUGCACUUCCCUCCCCUCCCUAACCUUCAUGACGUCCUAGCUAAGCCUUGAACACUGCUAGUUAAAGAAUAAUUAAGCCAUAGUAACCACAAUAAUAAUGUGGUCAUCACCUUGUCACUAACUGAGCUCACACUGUGGGUGGCUCCUCCUAAAAUGUUCUAUAAUACAAUUGGUCUAGAAUUUAAUGGAGCCGAAAACAAUGGUGGAAUUGCACACAUUUUAAGCACCCUACUGAUGAACAGUGACGACCUAUAGAUAUUUCAAGCAACAACAAUUUGCUGUCUGCCGUCUUUAAGGUGACUCGACCCAUUUUUUUUUUUUUUUUUGGGGGUACCUGCCUACGUUGAAGCUCUCUGGUAUCCCCACCUUUACUUUUAUCGUAAGUCUAACACAUAGAAUGGAUAACAUAUAGAUCAAUCUACAAUAUAACAUAAAAUUUUGGGCGAUCGGAGUAAAUGUGACGUGGUUAUAAUGCCACGCCCCUUUGAGGUCUGAGUCGAAAAUCUGCUGUUGCCGGCAUUUUUUCGUGAAAAUCUCUCAGCUACACAUAGUGCGCAUUAGUGCCUUGCGCUGAAGAGAGUUUCACCAAAAUCGUUAUAACAGAUGGGUCCUUGUAAGUCAGCAAAACGCUUUAGGGCCUUGUAAAUGCGCGCGAUUUCGAGCAAAGCAAACAUAUAGAAAUUAUAGUUUUCGCUAUUUGUUGACGUUUGUCAGUGUUUAAGAGUCCUUCUCACGAAAAAAGCAUUUUCUUAAAGAAUCGUAGUUUUUUUUCCUUCAAAUUUUUUCAGGGCCACAAUUGAUUAACUAACUACCCGGACUCUGAAUUUCAUGCAAGGACCCAUCUGUUAUAACGAUGCCCAAAAUAGAGGGAUGAAUCUCUUAGUUUAUUAGAUAUAAUCCGUGUAAAGUUUGCUUAUCAUUUUCGCAUAAAUUAUGACCUAAAUUUAGAAACCGCUGAAUUUCUCGAAUUGGGUCUUUGCGAUUUUGGUGAAACUCUCUUCAGCGCAAGGCACUAAUGCGCACUAUGUGUAGCCGAGAGAUUUUCACGAAAAAAUGCCGGCAACAGCAGAUUUUCGACUCAGACCUCAAAGGGGCGUGGCAUUAUAACCACGUCACAUUUACUCCGAUCGCCCAAAAUUUUAUGUUAUAUUGUAGAUUGAUCUAUAUGUUAUCCAUUGUAUGUGUUAGACUUACGAUAAAAGUAGAGGUGGGGAUACCAGAGAGCUUCAAAGUAGGAUGGUACCCCCCCCCAAAAAAAAAAACUGGGUCGAGUCACCUUAAAUGUUUUUCUUUUCAUGACAUGUUUUCCCAGGUGCUUGUACCUUGUUCCUGGAUCUUUGGAGUGAGUUUGAAAGUCCCAGCUUUCUUGUCUUACGUCUAUGUCAAGGAAGUUGGUGGCUGCGUUUAUUUGCUUACAGAAGAAUGGAUGGGAAAACUUCUCAGUAUGUCUUGGUUUAUAUUUUUGGGAUUCCUUCCUGUCGUGGUUAUGACUGCCUUGUAUUCCCGAGUCGUUUACGCUUUGUGGUUCAAAAGCUCAGACAACGCUGGAAACAAUUCACAACAGGUUGGAAAAAUCUUGCCCUACGAAUACAGCUGUUUCUCUUUGCUCCUCGCCGCUAGGGACGUUUCGCCAGGAGGAACGUGUGUGCCUCAGCGACAGAAAUUCCAUACUGAUGACGUAAAGUCUGUCAGGAAUAUGGUCAGGAACUCUAAUUGGUCGACGUAGUAGUUAUAUUGUUUUCCUACUGUUUACGAAUUGACAGACAAAAGACAAAAGGCCACAAAGGUCAAAUGUAAACGUGAUGAAUCUACUGAAAAAGGGUCAAUAUUCCUGGAAUUUAUUCUUCUUUAGGAAAAGCAUCCGAGUUUUGCUGGAACUCGUUCGCAGAAGGACACAAGACUUUACUAUAAUCGACCAGGAGAAAUAUAAAAUUUAACAAAUUUACAUUUGAAGCCCUGUGACCAAACUAAUCAUGUAAAUAUUGAUUUAACUCAUCAGCAAGGAAUUUCUGUUGCUGAGGUGCAGAAGUCCGUCCUGGCGAAAAGUCCCUAGCGGCGAAAAGCAAGAAAAGACGGCUGUAUUCGCAGGCUAGAAAAAUCUAUACACAAUACAGUCCAAAUAUCAUUAGUUGAACCUGCUUUCAGUCAGCAGACACCCUCUUUUAAACCAUUUCCACUCUGACCUAUUCAUUUUACAUGUCAUUAUGUCCGUUAUUCUCGUCCCAAAGGAAUAUCUCCUUUGGUUUGAAAACAGAUACUUGACCCGGACUGGCCUCGAGUGAUGUAAAAUUUUCCUCUUAAAUGCUCCUACAAAAUAAUCUUGCUUGGUAAACAAAGUUUUUGGGCCCGACCCGCCAAGCGCUUUUACAUCUUGCUCUUUCACACAGCCACCAAGGUCGACAAGGUCUUGCUUCCUUUGCCUUGUUUUCAUGCCUGAAAGUGCAGUAGCCCUGCGUUUUUUGUUAAGUCGUCUUCAGAAAACAUGAAACCUUUGUAAAGGAAACAUUGACUUAAGAAGUGCUAUUAGUCCUUAAAAUAUGGCCAAAUGACAAUGAAAUAUGGUUGCCUCAUGAGAGAUAAGAUGAUUUUAAGAGUCAUGGUUUUGAAAAACCGAAUUUCCGUUUUCAUCCGUCCAAACGCCUUUCCCACUCCGGAGGACCCAAUUGAAUUAAACCUCAAUGUUUCCCUCAGCUGGAAAAUGAAAUGAAAUGUUUUCCUCUCAAGCGUUUUAGGCACGUAUAAAAAUAUGUGGUGCGAAGUGUCUGAACACAGCACCAAUUUGGGUGGGUGCCUGCACUAGUACUCGAGAACCAAGUCUGAACACAGCUUGAAAGCAUAAAUUGGUUGAUUUUCUUUUGUGACCAGCGUUGUGACCUGUGUUUAGAGACCUGUGUUUAUGAACGGAAAAAUAAAAGGGCUUAUCAAUCGGUGAUACACUAUCGGGUAUCAACUGUCUGAACACAGCACCAAUUUGUACGGGUACUUGCUAUAGUGAUAUGGGGAACCAAUUGUGAACUCAGCCAAAAACAUAAAUACAUUGAUCCUCUUUUCUUGGUAGGGUGUGAUGAAGGUUCGGAAGCGAGUCACCUUGAUGGUCUUCAUUGUCAGCAUCAUCUUUGGGGUUUGCUGGGGGACAAACACAGUUGGCUACCUCAUGGUCGAUUUUUUUCCCUCGCACAAAUUCCAUACAAUAGAAGCAAGCAACACAAUAGUCUUGUUCAAUUCAGCCAUCAACCCGAUUAUAUAUGCCUUGGUCAACGAGCGAUUUAAGGAAAAGUUCAAGGCAAUGCUUUGCUGCAGUCGGCGAAGAGUAAGGGUUCAUCCAGCUGGAGAAUCUCAUGGGAUCGAAAAUAAUACCAACCCCACUGAUGCUAAAAUAGAAACAGGAAGAAACUAA